UGAAACUCUGUGUGCAGAGUACUUCUCAUAAUGUUUGGUUUUCUGGAUGGAAUGUCCACAUCACUGGGAUCUCCGGGAAAGGGAGUUGAAGGUGUAAGGACAAUUUAUUCUCUGAUGACUGUAGAGGAAAGUGGCCAGCAAAUACAAGACUGAAACUCCUGAACCUGAAGGAAAGACAGUACUUUGAUUUGAGGGAGAAGCAACAAGAGAAGAAAGUCUCAGAGUUAAUCCAGGAACUGAACACGCUGAAAGCCUUCGCCUUGCUCAUCGUAAAUGACCAACAGCGUGCGAGUGAGCUGCUAGAAGAACAAAAGUAUCGCCUCGACGCGCUGACAGCCGCCACAGCCGACAUCAAGCAAAGGGUCGGUGCUGACAAAGCUGAAGGCCUGGAACUCUUGUGGCCUGAGAUCUUCUCCCAAACUCAUGAGACCAUGACAGCAAAACUGUAUGAUCUGAAUCAGCAGCAGAGGCAGCAGAUUGUAUUCCUCAAGAACAAGUCUGACAACCUAGAGGGGACAGUGAGACGGGAAACAUGGACCCCGAGCACGAUGUCAGAGAUUGAGGUGUUGAGACGGAGGGUGGUGGAGAUGGACGGAAAGGAUGACGAGUUUAUACGAAUGAGAGAUCAGUGCCUGGAGCUGGAGCGCAGGCUGAAUGUGGAGACUGAAAACUGCUCGUCGCUGAAGGAAGAGGUUGAAAAGCUUAAUGGCCGAAUCGACGAUCUGGACCGAAUAGAAAGGGCUUUAGGCAAAAGUAAGAAAGAGUGUAGCCUCCUGAAAAGUAGUUUGGAGAAGGAGAGAGAUGCCAAUAAGAUACUGUCAGGGGAAAUCGACACCAUGAAGACCAGAGUGAGAGAGCUAGAGCAAGCUGAGGGCCAACUGGAGAGGAGCGAGGCAGCCGUGAAGAACGAUCUGGCCAAGCUGCGUUCACUGACCGUGGCCUUGGUGGAAGAGAGAAAGGCCAUGGCUGAGAAGCUGCAACUGGCAGACGAGAAACUCAACAGGAAGGAGAGCAAAAAAGCAGAACAAGGAAACCUGACGGCGAUGACGGAAAAAUUCAAAGAUGAGAGGCAGCAAGUUUUGAGGUCAAAGGCCGAGUUGGAAAAACGGAUGCUGGUCAUUGGGCAGGAAAAGGAUGAGCUUCAAGGCCGCCUGACGACAGCAGAAGACAGGAAUGUGGAGCUGCAGAACAAAAUCACGCUCAUGAAAAAAAGGAUGCAGGUUUUAGAAAACAGAAAAGAGAAGGGAGAUCAUUUCCAGGUCAAUUACAACCAUCACUGUCAAACCGAAGAAAACCGAGUCAAACAGUUGACCCAUGAGUUAGACCAGCUGCAAAAGAGACUGCAGGACAAGGAGAUGCUGGAUCGGGAGUUGAUGAAGGUGGAAGAAGACUUCCAGUCCCUGGAGAGGAGGUUCAAGGAUGAGCAGACCAAGUGCAGGGCUCUCACUAAGGAACUGGAGGUGGCCAAAAAAGAGCUUUCCAGAUACCAGCAGGCAGAGAAACACGAGGUAAACCAGGAGCACCUGCUUCUAUGUUGCUUGCAAAAGGAACAAGUAAAGUCCAGACUUUUGGAGCGGGAACUUAAUGCCCUGAAGGAGAAACUUCAAAAGUUGGUGGGAACAGAAGAGUCCAUCACAAAGGUCCAAACUGAUCACUCCACACUACAGGACAAGUUGGUACAACAAGAAGCCAGGAACAAAGAACUGGCCAGGGAGAAGAAAGAACUGAGCAGCGAGCUGAACAGGAUCAGACAAACUAAGACAGAGUCCUACAGAGAUCUGGAUUCAGAACUCCACCAAAGCUCAAAAGAGAUUCAAACAGAGCCGGAGGACGGACAGUAUUCCGAAUAUACCACCCAGGCUUUUGUCCUGAACGAAGAAAUUACGGUGGAUCCAAAUCACAAUGUGGAAGUCUCAAACAGAUACCUUGCCAAAAACAUGAAUUCCCUGGAUAACGUGAAUAACGUUCCGUGUCAGGGUAACGCCCUGAACGCGCAACCACCGGUCAACGGUGAGGUGAUGAUGUUGACACACUCUCCGGGUCAACCUCUGCACAUAAAAGUCACUCCACACCACACUCACAACAGCGCCACCCUCGAGAUAAGCAGCCCGACGACAGACACGGCAACUUCCUUCACCAGCAAAGCUGUCAUCCCCACGGCGGGAACUCCUCCAAAGCAAAGAAUCACAAUCAUCCAGAACUCUACUCUCCCGGUCCUCAAUUCAAAAUCUCCCAUCUCAAGUCCAGACGCAUCGCUAAAUGGGACGCCCAUUUCUCGGAUGCUGAGCCCCAAUUUAUCCCGAUCUGUGACGCCUGACCACAACAACUCCCCCAUACAGAUCCUGACGGUCAGAACUUGUUCCCCAGACCCUUCCGACAUCACAAAUCCGGCUGCUUUCAGCAAGAGUCCGGAGCCGAAGAGCAACUGGCCGCACCUCAAGUCCAGCUGUGGCGACCCGAGCCCCAAUGUGAUCACCACUGAGGACAGCAAAAUACACAUCCACCUGGGCAGCCCGUACCUUCAACCUCAUGGCAUCCCGCCAUCCGCCGGGCCUUAUUACUUGCGACACGAGCAAACUACUCAAGUUCUUGCCAACGGCUGCCACGUCAAAGGCGUCGGCAAGAUUACCAGCAGCAUCACCAUUUCUCCUUCAACGUCACCGACGUCCCUCUCAGCCAACAGUAGAUGGCCCAUGUGAUCAGACAGAAAUCCUUGGAGCAAAAACUGGCACCCAUAACCCUAACCCAGCAGCAACUGCAUUUGUAUUGUUAAUACGGGACUAUUUGCCCUACGUCCUCAGAACACCUUGCUGCCCGUGUCUUCAUUGGCGACAACUCUGCCCUUUGAGCU
Molecule: messenger RNA, 2851 nt
Organism: Synchiropus splendidus (mandarinfish)
Lineage: Eukaryota; Metazoa; Chordata; Actinopteri; Syngnathiformes; Callionymidae
Product: filamin A-interacting protein 1-like
Exons: 2
Coding region: 432-2699 (755 amino acids)
Source: RefSeq, a predicted model, not a curated record